Pungitius pungitius (ninespine stickleback) is the source of this 3294-nucleotide messenger RNA. It is a transcript of the gene prr5a, whose product is annotated as proline rich 5a (renal). The coding region runs from base 239 to 1546 and encodes 435 amino acids. Gene Ontology annotation, cellular component: TORC2 complex. Lineage: Eukaryota; Metazoa; Chordata; Actinopteri; Perciformes; Gasterosteidae. Gene Ontology annotation, biological process: TORC2 signaling. The record is from RefSeq and is a predicted model, not a curated record. The transcript is spliced from 11 exons.
ACAAAGCGGGGGCGAGCCAGAGAGAGAGAGAGAGGGAGAGGGGGGGAGGGCGAGAGAGCGGCGCAUGCUUCAUGAAUGAGUCCCCCACCACCGCGCAGCAGGUCGGAUCCCGAUGCCCCCUUUGGGUGCGCAGACCUGCGGGGAAACGGAAGAGAAGCCAGCGGCUGCUGGGCCCGCACAGUAAACACUCGGCACCGUUUUCUUCCCAUUCAGGAACAACGCGACUGGACCGGGCACGAUGCUUGAUGGACUGCGGCGGAGGCACGCCUCCCGGCCCUCCACCAGACCGCUGUCACUCAACUUCAGCACCUUCUCUGCCCCUCCCCCGAGCCCAGACAUGGACAGCAGUAGUGAGCAUCCAAUCAGGAGGACUUUGCACCGGCUGAAGUUGAUGAGCUCCCCAAGCCUCAGCGACCUGGGGAAGAGCGAGAAAAGUUCCCCAGAGGACAGAGGAGAGAAGCAGAAGAGGGCGGGAGCCAACGCCACCUGGAACAGUAUCCACAACGCUGUCAUAGCAGUCUUCCAGAAGAAAGGUUUGGCAGAUAACGAACUCUACAGCCUCAACGAAGGUGUCCGGCAUCUGUUAAAGACUGAGUUGGGGUUUUUCUUCACAGAGUACCUUCAGAAUCAGCUGCUGACAAAAGGCAUGGUCAUCCUUCGGGACAAAAUACGCUUUUACGAAGGUCAGAAGUUACUCGACUCCCUGGCAGAGACCUGGGACUUCUUCUUCUGUGACGUCCUCUCGAUGCUGCAGGCCAUAUUCCAUCCGGUUCAGGGUAAGGAGCCCUCUGUCCGACAGCUAUCUCUGCUUCACUUCAGGAACACCAUCGUCCUGAGUGUGAAGUUAGAGGACGCCCUGACUCGACCUCGGGCCCGUGUGCCUCCUUCUGUUACACAGAUGCUGCUUAUUCUACAGGGGGUCCAUGAGUCGCGCGGGGUGAACGAGGACUACCUAAGGCUCGAGGCCCUGAUUCAGAAGGUGGUCUCGCCCUACCUGGGCACGCACGGGCUUUACUCUGAAGAUGGUGCUGAGACCCACUGCUGUGUUCUGGAGAAGCGGUUGCCGUGGGGCUGGUCCAAGUCCGCCGAUCAGCCGUCUAAAAACCCUGUGGUGCGAUCGAAGAGCUACAACAUCCCCCUGCUGCUGACCCCGGUGGCGGAGUAUGACCCAGAUGCCGGUUCUGUUGGCAGUGGAGGAAUUCGCCGACACUCGGCCUGUGAGAUUAUAACAUGCCUGGAAGAACAAGGACUGGCCUACGCUGACUUGGCCUCAGGGUCUGAACCGUCUGGCCCCUCCUCCAAUAGGCUGCGUGUGGGAUCUCACUUUAACGGAGCUCUGCACGGCACUGAGGCCACAACAACAAUGACUAAUCUCAGUAAGGGGGCAUGCUCCUCGCCGCCCAGUGAAUCAUCCAGCCCUGAAACCAUAAUUGGACAAGUGCUUGAGUCUGCAGACUCCAGCUCAGAUGGCAUAUUUAUUGAUUUCCCCCCCCACUCUCCAGAGGCUACGGAGUACUGCCGCGAGAGCAGGCAGAGCACAGUGUAGCUGUGGUGGCCUUUUUGGAUGCAAAAUAUUAAAAUACUACAGCUAUAUUUCAUUAAAUUGGUACCAUUUUACUUUUUUACAAGUCUAUUCCAAGUGCUUUCAUUGAUGAGUGGAAACCUCGCAGCUCUAAAAUGUCAACUUUUUUAGAAAAUAUGGAUUGGUCCAAAAAUAUACAAAGGAAAUCCUAGUGGAAUUAUUAUUAUGUUGGGAAUGUUUUACCAGGUUCACAACUCAAUAUAUAUAAUAUAUUUUGAGCUUUUACAUUUUUACAUUAACCUGAAUAACUCUAAUUAUGAUUAUGGGGGGAAAAAUCUGAUGAUAUAUAUAUUUCUCUUAUUGACCAAGGAAUUCUUUGGGAAUACCAAAAUCAACAAUGAAUUGAGCUCAUGUUUUUUUUUUUUUUGCCACCACCUCCGUUCUUUCCUUAAAUCUCGUAUCCAACACCUACCACACAUGUUUUUUCAUUUUGAGACACAUAGCUACUUUAGUCUAUUUGGAAUCAAUCCCACAUUCAAAUUGCUGGUACCAGGUAAUCGGCUGGAGAUGCACUAUUCACUGCUGUUACGUGUGCUAAAAACACAACCAAAGACUUAUUCUGCUCCCGUGAAUUUGUAACGACUAGUUUGGAACCCAAUUUCAAAGAUGUAUGUCUUUAGUGGAAAUGAGUUUCACACUCUGGGGAAAUCAGAACGUAUUGAGUGAUGGACAAAUAAAUUGAUGGUUUUGGUCUUUUUCAUGACAUUUGUUGACAAUAUCUAAAUUAUCCCAUAAAGUCAAUAGUAUGCUUUAAUCCAUUGAGGAGAUAUCCGUCACAAAGUUAGAGUUCUGAGGUUUCCAAACAGCAUCCGUUUCUUUCCUCUACUGAGAAGAUGGCUGUUAACAGCCCCCAUUUAACUGGAAAAGUGACAUGUGACGAUGUACAAUAUUUAUCAUGGAUUUGUUUUAUAUUUUGAAGCUCAUAACAAUUUUAUAUUUGUGUUUUUUUUGUUGUCUGACUCUUGGCAGUAACUCAAUACUGAGGUCUUCUGCUCUCUUUCGUGCGAUAUCUUAAGAAAAUGUGGAGCGUUGAAUUGUUUUUGAUUUGUGGGACGGUGUCAUAGAGGUUAAAUACCGGUCUGUUCUUAGAGCGAGCAUCAGUGUGGCACCAUGUUCUUCUCUCUCUGUAUUAGCUCUGUACAGCAGGACUUUGAGGAAUGACUAUGUUUAUUGUUUACAUUUGAUAAAGACGUGAACAUUUUGACUGAAUGUCGUCUCACACACUGUAUUUUGCACCACCUCUACCUUGGAAAUAAAAAUGCAUUGUUGGCUUUUAGGACAGCUAGAUGGUGUAAAGUGAGCUUUUACCUUUAAAUGCAUUGAAAUUUUAAUAAGGGCUUUUUAAAUGAAUCUUUUUCAAACAAUGUUUUACCUCAAGCGUUUUGUACUUUUCUUUUUUGACCAUCUAUAAUGUCUAUGGAAUUGUACUUUGUAUUAAUUUGUUAUACCAGCCCAGUAAAAAUUAAAUAAAUUUGAAUAGUAUUUGAAAGAAUGGGUUAUCUCCUCCUAUUUCAAAAUAUAACUUAAUUUUAAAUAUAGUACUUUCCCUGAUUCAAGUUGCUUUUUGUAUGUAUGAGUAGCCACACAGACUUCUGGUGUGUUUGGUCAGUAUAUGGCCUAUAAUAUGCAGCCAGGAUUCUAGAAAUGAAAAAACCCGCAAAUGUACCUCAGCCUCGGACUUUUUAAGGGAAUUCUGACCAGCCACCGUUCUG